AUCACCGCUUACUGCUAAACUUACUGCCGGAAAGCAAGGGAAUACCUAGAAAGGAGCAAACUUUACGACCAACAUAGAAUAAGUAGCUUUAAAAAAAAGAAAAAAAAAACUUGCAAGGAGAGGAUAAAUUUGGUACCUCCACAACAGGUGGACGUCGUCUUUUGUUGCUUCCAACUCGUAAGAAGAAGAAGAAGUAAAAAUGGCCAACUCGGGUCUUCAGAUUUUGGGAUUCGCCCUGGCUCUCCUGGGCGUAAUUGGAUUGAUAAUUGGAACCAUUUUGCCCCAGUGGAAGAUGUCCGCUUAUGUGGGGGACAACAUCAUCACAGCGGUGGCCAUGUACGAAGGACUGUGGAUGUCCUGUGCGUUCCAGAGCACGGGACAGAUCCAGUGCAAAGUGUACGACUCGAUGCUGCAGCUCAACGGUGCCCUCCAGGCAACCCGUGCCCUCAUGAUUGUGAGUAUUCUCAUAACGCUGGCUGGUCUGGGUGCAGCCUGCAUGGGAAUGAAGUGCACCAACUGUGGUGGAGAUGACAAAGUGCGCAAGUCUCGCAUUGCCAUGGCUGGUGGCAUUAUCAUUUUGGUUGGAGCUCUGUGUGCCAUUGUUGCCUGUUCUUGGUAUGCUCAUGACAUCAUCCAAGCCUUCUACAACCCUUUCACCCCUGUUAAUACCAAGUAUGAGUUUGGUUCUGCUAUCUUCAUUGCCUGGGCUGGUGCAUUCCUGACUGUAGUGGGAGGUGCCAUGCUGGCAGCAUCCUGUCCAAGAAACAAAUCCACACCAAAGUAUCCCAUCUCCAGACCCCCCAGCAGCAAGGAGUACGUUUGAACAGGACAGAACCCGACUCAGUUAGAGGCUGAAGGACACUUUGACAUUCAUGCUAGUCCAGCUCAGAGAUUGAAACAUUGAAAAGAUGUAUCCCAAGAGGCGAUUUGUACCGGUCUAUUUUUUAUUUUGUAUUUUAGUUUCUGCAGGGCUACCCUAUGAUGUUACUGUAAUAUUAUUAUUUUAACAAACUCAUUAAAGUUUUUAAAUAAUGGUUGUUUACUUCUAAAAACAAGCCUAUUGGCCUUGCCCUGUCUGGAACUGUAGUCAGUGCUUGCUUUGUAAUGUAUACCAUAUAGUAUACUAUCCACGUCGUUGACACCUGUAAAGCACUAAAUUAAAUUGAGAUAGAUCAUCCAGGAUGUUGUACGACAUGUAGAAAAUGUUUCUCACAUGCUGCAUGGUGAAGUGUGCUUGGGAGAUUUAUUUGAAAGCACUGCAUAGAAAAGAUACGGCAAUGGUCAACCGUUUAACUGUGUAGGCUGAAUGCACAGCACAUGGUUCAUCUGGCACCUGAGAAACGACAGGUCACCAUAAUUUCCAUAUAUUUGUGCCUUAUUUAUAUGAACACCACAAAUCAUUCAGUACCAAUGCAGACUUUUUUGUUUUUAAUCAACUGCUGGAGUGUAACUGUAAUUGCAUAAAUGAAAAUAUAUUGAUUAUUUUAACUUGGAUUGCCAAUAUAUUUGCUGACCUGACAGAUAUUGUGACUUAUUUUUGUGACUGUUCUGUAAUGAUUCCUGUUUAUGUGUAUGGGCUUGGCUUAUGUUUGUUUUUUUAGUCACAAUAGCAGUUGCACUCAUCAAAUUUUCAUUUUUUAACGAACUUUUUAAAGUGCGAUUUGCAAUGUGUUUGUGUUGUACAUACAAUAAAAGUGGAAUAUUUACUGUU
Messenger RNA from Amphiprion ocellaris (clown anemonefish), 1711 nucleotides. Its product is annotated as claudin-7-B-like. The record is from RefSeq and is a predicted model, not a curated record. Lineage: Eukaryota; Metazoa; Chordata; Actinopteri; Pomacentridae. The coding region runs from base 200 to 823 and encodes 207 amino acids. Gene Ontology annotation, cellular component: bicellular tight junction; plasma membrane. Gene Ontology annotation, molecular function: structural molecule activity. Gene Ontology annotation, biological process: cell adhesion; bicellular tight junction assembly. The transcript has 4 exons.